Diabrotica virgifera virgifera (western corn rootworm) is the source of this 664-nucleotide messenger RNA. RefSeq lists its product as uncharacterized. Lineage: Eukaryota; Metazoa; Arthropoda; Insecta; Coleoptera; Chrysomelidae. The transcript is spliced from 2 exons. Bases 105 to 566 code for a protein of 153 amino acids. The record is from RefSeq and is a predicted model, not a curated record.
UGGUUUACUUCUGAAUCAUAGAUCGACAAGUUGUUCAACACGACAACACUAACAAAUAUUUGUACAUAUUUUUGAAAAUCUUUAAAUUACUUAUAUUACACAUCAUGUUUAAAUUUCUAAUAAUUAGUAUUGUCGUGACAAUUGUAUACGGUAAACCAGGUGGUUUGGGUUACGGAGGAUAUGGUGGAUCUGGAGGAUACGGUGGAUAUGGAGGAUACGGUGGAUAUGGAGGAUAUGGAGGAUAUGGUGGAUAUGGAGGACACGGAGGACACGGGGGAUAUGGAGGAUAUGGAGGAUAUGGUGGAUAUGGAGGUUACGGCCAAUAUGGAUUAGCUCCAGCAACUAGUUAUAGCUCCCGUGUUGACUACCAUUCACCAGCCAUCAAAACCUACGUAGCACCUGCAGCAAGCUACCACAGUGCUCCUCUAGCGUCUUACGGGCUUGGUCACGGAUAUGGCGCAGGUCUAGGAUAUGGUUAUGGCUUAGGGCACGGUCACGGUCUAGGACAAGGUUACGGAGGUUACGGCAAUGGAUACUCUUUGGGAAGCUACGGUCAUGGCUGGUAGUUAACCUAACUUAUAUCUUAAUAGGCUGUAAGCAAGUUAUAUAUGUGUUCAUUUGUAUAUUUUGUAAAAGAGAAAAAAUAAAUUAUUUUGACUUUUAA